Messenger RNA from Phytophthora nicotianae INRA-310, 444 nucleotides. RefSeq lists its product as hypothetical. The coding region runs from base 1 to 444 and encodes 147 amino acids. NCBI's taxonomy places the organism in Eukaryota, Oomycota, Peronosporomycetes, Peronosporales, Peronosporaceae. The transcript has 2 exons. The record is from RefSeq and is a predicted model, not a curated record.
AUGGAGCACAUGGCGGGAGCAGAGCGGGGAGCGGCGCAGGCGACGGAUGGCGACCGACUGUCCACGUUCGAGGAGGUACUAGAACGCUGGGCGCUGUAUGACUGCAGCGCCGUGACAAACUCGCCAGGGGAUGCUGAGAUGCGGGAGUUGUUCCGCCAGUGGAGGGCGACGCGUAGCAAGCCUGCCACGGUGUCCGCCAACGUGACCCCGCAGUCGCUGGACCGCGCUUGGACUGCGUUCGUGGAGCGCUGGAACACGGAAGGUGCGGACGAGUUCAGGCGGAAGCUGGAGCAGCGCGAGGCGGACCACGCCAAUCUGUCACUCAGUGCGCUCGCAGCGCAAGCUGUGCGCGCUGUCAUGAGUACAGGCUCUCACGGCCAAGUCCUGCAGCAUGGCAGCGCUUCCUUGACGCUGCCCCUCUCUCCCCCACUGAAAACCAAGUAA